Messenger RNA from Lagopus leucura (white-tailed ptarmigan), 692 nucleotides. RefSeq names its product glucose-6-phosphatase catalytic subunit 3 (gene G6PC3). The record is from RefSeq and is a predicted model, not a curated record. Lineage: Eukaryota; Metazoa; Chordata; Aves; Galliformes; Phasianidae. Gene Ontology annotation, biological process: glucose 6-phosphate metabolic process; gluconeogenesis. Gene Ontology annotation, molecular function: glucose-6-phosphatase activity. The coding region runs from base 12 to 692 and encodes 226 amino acids. The transcript has 5 exons. Gene Ontology annotation, cellular component: membrane.
CAGCCCACACCAUGGAGGCCCUACACAUCUCUGGGAUCCACGUCGCUGAGUUGCUGCAGGCCGGGCCUCCAUGGCUGGAAAACUUUUGGCUCACCAUCACCUCCGUGGCCGACCCCAAAUGCAUCUUCACCGUGUGCUUCCCGCUCGCCUAUUUCCUCGACCGCAAGGUGGGGGUGGCAGUGCUGUGGGUCGGGCUGGUGGCCGAGUGGCUCAACGUGGUCUUCAAAUGGUUUUUAUUUGGGGAACGCCCGUUCUGGUGGAUCCAUGAGUCGGGCUUUGCCAGCCAGCAGCCACUCACACUGCGUCAGUUCCCCGUCAGCUGCGAAACGGGACCAGGCAGCCCCUCUGGCCACUGCAUGAUCACUGGGGCAGCACUGUGGCCGCUGGUGACUGCACUGACAGCAUUGGCAUCCCGACACUCCAAGAGCCUGGUGCUGAAGCUGAUCCCCUUCAGUGCCUACACGCUGCUGCUGCUGGCCGUGGGCCUCUCACGGGUCUUUGUCCUCGCUCACUUUCCCCACCAGGUGCUCGGUGGCAUUGUGGCAGGAGCUGCCCUGGGCUGGGGGCUGCAGGCUCGCACCCCGGCCACGCGCUCUCUGGGUUUCUUUGCUGCCACGUCCCUGGGGCUGCUGCUGGGCACGGUUGCUCUGCACAGACUCAUGAUUGCUGCUGGCAUUGACAUCGACUGGUGA